This is a messenger RNA of Kwoniella mangroviensis CBS 8507, 573 nucleotides long. RefSeq lists its product as uncharacterized. The coding region runs from base 1 to 573 and encodes 190 amino acids. The record is from RefSeq and is a predicted model, not a curated record. The transcript has a single exon. Lineage: Eukaryota; Fungi; Basidiomycota; Tremellomycetes; Tremellales; Cryptococcaceae.
AUGCUCAGUUUUUUACCUCGCAAUACCCGCAGCCGCAUGCUGGAUCGCACUCAGCGCAGCUCUGCACCCGCCAAGACCCUCUUGGUUAUAUUUGUCGUGAUCGUUUACCUGUCAUUACCACUUGGGACCUACACGCCGCCUUCUUCCCUUUCCGACCCACAAAUACACAAGACUGUGUCUCAUGCGACGCUGGCAGAACUAGUACACAUAUACGGUCAAGCUAGAUUAGAUACACUACAGCAGAAAGGCUUCCACUUCGCAGCUACUGCUGAAAAGCUACGAGCACCUACACAUCUUCCUGAUGGAAGUACGAAUUUUGAUCCGGACCUGAACAGAUAUGUCGGAAGACUAUGUCGAUUCGUCGAAGAUUACUUUAAGAACACACCUGAACCUAUACAAACCGGAGCGAGGAAUGCACUCAAAGAUCUGCUCAGACGUGCACCUGCCAAAAGUAGACCCAAUCACUUCCCAGCUACCGUCUGGUCAACUCAUCCCAAUGUACCGAUGGUGUGGAAGAAGGAUUCGAUUUAUGGAAGAGUCUUCUACCUCUUCCUUUAUCGAGGAGACUUCUGA